UUCUCACUCCUCACCAAAUGGAAUCCGAUUCAGACUCCGACGGUUCCCACAUCUCUUCUACUCCUCCCAGAAACCCCAUGCCGCCGCCGCCGCUGCCGCCAACUCUACUCUCCUCUCACAAAUCCAAAAUUAGGCUAAAAUCCUCCUCCUCUAGCUCAAAAUCUCAAAGAAAACCACCAUCUGAACCAGCCGAACCGCCUCCACAACCUUCUCUAGACGACAAUUCACUCAACCUCCCCCCCCUCUCGACUCUACCUUUCCAGAUCCGUUGCUCCUCCAAUCUUCACCGCCCAAAUCUGAUCGAAACCCUCCCCGCCGGCUACUUCUCUAAAUCUACAUUCUUUUCCAAAAUCCAAAGGCCUUCCCUAAACUUCGAGCCGUCGGAAAGCUUUACUUGCCCGCCGGUUUCUGCUGAUCGGGCUCCACCGGAAAACAAACCGAAUAAUUUCAUUAAGAAGCAUCCUAAUUUAAUAGGAGCUAAUGCGCCCUUACCACCUGCGAAAUUGCGUAAAUGCAGUGAAGGUAAUUUUGUGAAGCUAAAUUUGAAUCACGGUAGAAGGAAGUUUGUGAACCGAAAAGGGAAAAAGAAAAGCAGUUAUGCGUCGAGCAGCAGGGGAUUUUAUAGGAGAAGUAAGAGAAAAUCGAAAGGUGAAGGUGAUGUGGAGAUGGAGAGCGUGUGCGACGAGGAAGGUUUGGUCACGGAAAUUGGGCAACAGAAGCCGAAGAAGGGGUGUGAGUUAAUUGAUGAGGCGGUUUUGGAGGUGCAAAAUGAGGCAUCGGAUGAGAAUUUAGCGAGGUUGCUGAACGUGGUGUAUGGAUAUGAUUCAUUUAGAGAAGGGCAGCUGGAGGCAAUCAAGAUGGUGCUAGAUGGAAAAUCGACUAUGCUUGUUUUGCCUACUGGUGCUGGUAAAUCACUGUGUUAUCAGAUACCAGCAAUGGUUUUCUCAGGAGUUACACUUGUGGUGAGCCCUUUAGUGGCAUUGAUGAUUGAUCAGUUGAAACAGCUGCCUCCUGUGAUUCAAGGUGGCCUUUUGUGCAGCAGUCAGACACCCCAAGAAGCUAGUGAGACACUAAGGUUGCUGCAAGAAGGGGGCAUAAAGGUGCUUUUUGUUUCACCAGAGAGGUUCUUAAAUGCGGAAUUCUUGUCGAUUCUCUCACCUAUUCCCAUUUCACUUCUUGUGGUAGAUGAAGCUCACUGUAUUUCUGAAUGGUCACACAACUUCCGGCCUUCAUAUAUGAGGCUCCGUGCAUCUUUACUUUGCACCAGGCUCAAUAUUGGAUGCAUUCUUGCAAUGACUGCAACUGCUACUACAACAACUUUGAAUGCUAUCAUGUCUGCUCUAGAGAUUCCUUCCACCAACCUCAUUCAAAAUGCCAAGUUGAGGGAUAAUAUGCAAUUGUCAGUAUCUUUAAGUGGAAAUAGAACGAAAGAUUUGCUGACAUUAAUUAAGUCUCCUCCCUUCGUAGAACUUCAAAGCAUCAUUAUAUACUGCAAAUUUCAGUCUGAAACUGAUAUAAUAAGCAGAUACUUAUGCGAUAACAACAUCUCAGCAAAGAGUUACCAUAGCUCUAUCACUUCAAAAGAUCGCAGCCGUAUACAAGAACUGUUUUGUUCAAACAAGAUUAGAGUGGUGGUUGCAACUGUGGCUUUUGGCAUGGGUCUUGACAAGAGGGAUGUUGGAGCCGUAAUUCAUUAUAGUAUGCCAGAAAGCUUGGAAGAGUAUGUUCAGGAGAUUGGACGUGCUGGACGAGAUGGGAGAUUGUCCUAUUGCCAUCUCUUUUUUGAUGAUACCACCUAUUUCAAGCUUCGAAGUCUUAUGCACAGUGAAGGAGUAGAUGAAUAUGCAGUAAACAAGUUCCUCUUCGAAAUAUUUUCCACUGACAUGAAGCACCCGGGGAAAAUCCAUGCAAUAAUCAAAGAAUCUUCAUCUCGCAAAUUUGAUAUGAAAGAAGAGGUUAUGCUCACACUCUUAACACAGUUGGAGUUGGGUGAAGUGCAAUACAUUCAUCUACUUCCACAGCUAAAUGUUACUUGCACUUUGAAUUUCUACAAGACUUCUCCAAUGUUGCUUUCUGACAAGGAUAAUGUGGUUUCAGCAAUUCUUAAAAAGUCUGAAACUAAGCAAGGUCAAUAUGUAUUUGACAUACCUACCGUGGCAAAUAGCAUCGGGGUUACAACUACUGAGCUAUCAAAUCAUCUACAAAGUUUGAAGUUGAAGGGCGAAAUAACAUAUGACGUCAAGGAUCCUGCCUAUUGUUAUUCAAUCGUGGAAGUCCCAAGGGAUUUUUGUUCUCUCUCAAGGCAUCUUACAAAAUGGUUAUUGGAGGUCGAAUGUUUUAAGGUACAAAAACUAGAUGCAAUGUUUAACGCAGCAAUCUUUGCUGUGAAUGAUUGCGAGAAGAUGCAAGGCUGCCAUGGUACCCAGCACACACCAUGUUUGCAACGAAAGAUCUUGGAUUACUUCAAGGAUGAUGGUAGACGUGAUAUACCUAACAAGAUGGGACAAAGCAGCCCUUUUUUACGAGCAGAUAUAAAGGUGUUUCUGCAGGGCCAUUCACAGGCCAAAUUUACCCCCCGAGCCAUUGCAAGAAUAAUGCAUGGCAUUGCUAGCCCAGCCUAUCCAUCUACAACUUGGUCUAGAACUCAUUUCUGGGGAAGGUAUACGCAGAUUGACUUCCAAGUGGUCAUGGAAGCUGCGAAGGUGGAACUCAUGAAUUUUGUUGGGAAGGAUGCCCUCUAGACUUUAAGGAUCAGGCUUCAUGUCCAUGGAACUAUUUUGGAGGGGACUGAAGGAUAGUUAGUGGUCUGGUUGGAUCUAUGGAUUACGAAAAGGCAUGCAUCCUCAAACCAGUCUAUGUCAACACAUGACUUCAGAAAUCAAAUUGCAAUGACUACGGAGUUAUUAUAGCUAAGGGAACGAGUGAAAUUUCAGAUAAAUCAAGCUAUACAACCCACAUGAUUGGUGACCUUUUUCUGUUUGUCCUGCUUGCACUGCACACUCAGAUUCAUUUCAAUUACAGACUGGAGCAGGUAUUUUGUGCAUCAAUUAUAUGAGAGAGAAAGAUUUAAAGGUGGUAAAUCAAUAAUGUCACAGACGUCUCAAUACUGGUUUGGAUAGUCUGCUAUCAACAACAGUGAACAUUGUGCACGAUCUGAUUUUUUCUGCUUGGUCGAGUCUAGGAGCGUGUCAAAGGGAAAGGAUUUUACAGAAACUGGCUAGAGACUAGAGUUUCCAUUGGGGACUGCUGAGCGUGACCGCGUUAUCUUUUAGUUCGGGAGUACCAAGUGCUAGCUACAUAAGUGAAGGACCUGUGUUUUUAUCAUCACUCCAUGCAUUUUCAUACAAUCUGGCUGCAGGGCACAGGCUGAUCUGGAUUAUCAAUGCUUGAAGAAGCUAAUGAAGAACGUGAGCAUGAAUCAAGCCAAUUACCAGUCAACAAAACCUUUCGCAAGCGGUUUCGUACAAGCAAGAGGAUGGCGUGAGGGUUAAACUGAAAUGGAUGCAAGUAAUUGAAACAUGCCCACAAGGACAGUUCUAUCCUGUGUGUUUAUUUUUCUCCUCCCAUGGAUAGGAGUGCACAAUCACGGGCACAAGUUAACCUUCAAUAAUAAUAAUAAUAAUAAUAAUAAUCAGGAGAGCUGGGUAUUGUUAUGUUUUGGUGCCCAAAGAAGCAUUGGCCUCCCAAGGAGGACUCAGCAGCCCUCGUUGAAAAGUACGAAAUAUGUUUCCAUUUUCUGUAAAUGCACUAGUUAUGGCGAGAGGAUACAUACUAUUCUAUUUCAAAUUACAUUGAUAAUGUCAGUUAACUAUAACUCAAUUGACAGUUUAAUUUUAAUGGUGAAAUUAUCUUACAUUAA
Messenger RNA from Populus nigra (black poplar), 3859 nucleotides. Its product is annotated as ATP-dependent DNA helicase Q-like 5. The record is from RefSeq and is a predicted model, not a curated record. Lineage: Eukaryota; Viridiplantae; Streptophyta; Magnoliopsida; Malpighiales; Salicaceae. Gene Ontology annotation, molecular function: 3'-5' DNA helicase activity; four-way junction helicase activity; ATP binding. Gene Ontology annotation, biological process: double-strand break repair via homologous recombination. The transcript is spliced from 21 exons. Bases 18 to 2741 code for a protein of 907 amino acids. Gene Ontology annotation, cellular component: cytoplasm; chromosome; nucleus.